Arabidopsis lyrata subsp. lyrata is the source of this 710-nucleotide messenger RNA. RefSeq lists its product as uncharacterized. Bases 49 to 645 code for a protein of 198 amino acids. The record is from RefSeq and is a predicted model, not a curated record. NCBI's taxonomy places the organism in Eukaryota, Viridiplantae, Streptophyta, Magnoliopsida, Brassicales, Brassicaceae. The transcript has 2 exons.
UCUAAUUGUAACGAUGAACUCAACAGGUACAAGCUACAUGUUAAAGUAAUGGAUUCAACUGGUGAGAUGAAGCUGAUGCUUUUUGAUAGUAUGGCUACUGAGAUUGUUGGCUGUCCAGCAAACAGUCUCCUUGAUGGAUCUUUCGAUGAGUUUGAGGACCCAGAGAACCUACCUGAUGCGAUCAGACAUUUGACUGGUAAGACAUACCAGUAUCUGGUCUGUGUUGAGAAUGAAAAUGUGUGGAAUGGACUGGAUACUUAUAAGGUAUCCAGAGUUCUUGCUAAUGAUUGUGUUGGAGAGGAAGAUCUACCAGAUGAUUCAAUUGAUCAGACUCAGGGGAGCCUUUUGCUUACCUACUCUGGAGAGCCUUCAGAGACUACUACUCCAUCUUCUAAGAGGAGUAGUGACAGUUCUCUGUCACCAGCUGAUAAUUCUUCUACAACUAAGAAACUUUGUCUUGAGUCAAUCAACGUUGUGAAGAUAAAGCAAGAGAAGGGUGUGAAGACUAAUGAAGAUAAAGUCGAUGGAGUCAAGCUCGAGUGUGUUGCUGUGAAGCAGCAUGAAGAGAACACUGAUGAAGACAAAGUCAAUUUGGACAAGCUCAAGGGUUCUGAUGUUAAGCAGAAGAACAAGAAUAUGAAGUAGUUGACAUCCAACAAUGUUUUUUCUUUUUGGAUUUGUGUUUUCAAUAAGUGGUUUAUGUUAGCAGU